AUGUCGAGCAAGGAGGAGCUGGCUGCCUUGAUGGCAUCCGACGGUGACUUCGAGAAGAAGAUAUCGUUGCUCAAGAAGGCGGUUGUCACGGUCACGAAGCAGAAGAAAGAGGUCGAGGCCCGUCACGCUCAGCUGCAGGGGGAGCUGAGCACCGCGACCCAGCAGCUGGCAGAGGCGCAGCGGGCGAACGCCGCCCUACAGCGAAAAGUGAAGUCUCUUGAAGCGCAGCUAGAGCAAGAGCGCAGCAGUGGGUCAGCGUUUGGCCAGAACAUGUUGAAGGGCUUGUCCUCAAUCAUGGGCAGCAGUGACAGCACCAACCGUGGUGGCGCUCGCGGUGCAGCUAAUGACCAGCUGUCUUUGUCCCCGGCGGAUGUAGAGCGACUCAUCAGCGAGAAUGAGCAGUUGCACCGCCAGAUAUACACCUUCAAGACGAAACUCGAAGACGCGCAACACUCCAGCGCGAGGGAUGCGGAGAAGCUGAGGAGCGAGGCUGCACGUCUGCAGCGCGAGACGCAUGAGCUGCGCUGCUCCCUUGAGGCAACCACCGCCAACGGUGACCGUCUUCGCGCCGACUACCUCACCGAGCGGGCUUUGGGCGACUUCUGCCGACACUUCUUCGUGGCCACGCUGCUCCGACCGCAGCAGGAGCGGGAAUCGCUCCUGGCAGGUACUAAAGUAGAGGUGCGGUGGCCUGCCAAAGGGCCGUCGUCGAAUUCGGCGGCCGCCCCCUUUUCGGACUCUCUACCGACAGUGGUGCGCGAGCGUGCUGCCCUCACCCUGCGGAGUGCCGCCGGUACCGUCAAGACGCUUCUGCGCGGCGUCUCGGUGCUUGCAGUGGUGCUGCAGGAACAGCUGCCUUCGCGGGAGCGAGCAACUGUGGGGGACUUGGAGUGCCUGCGUGACCGGCUCUCCGUAUUUCUGGAGGCGCACACGGCCAAGAAAGACCGUCUCAUGUAUCUCCUUGGGCAGCUGGACAGCCAGCUGUCGGCGCUGCAGCACGCUGAUGAGGAAGGUUGCUCCGCCCCUGUCUCGUCUGAUGCCUUUGUUGAGGCUCAGAGCAAUAUUGUGCAGCUCGUUUUGGAGUGGGUCGGUCUUCUCCGGGGACAGCUUCCGCUCCUCGUAGAGAGCUGUGUUUCAAUGCUGCCGCAUGGUCACUCCUACACUAUGCACACCGCACACGUCAGCGCCGGCUCCGGCGACGGUGCUGCUGCGCCACAAAAGACGACAGCAGAGCGCGGCGAAUUUGUCGAGGAGGUCACAAGGCACGGCUAUGCCACCCUGGCGUCCAUUGAAGGGGCGCUUACGGCGAUGCGCAUGCUCGUCCAGCGCUCACCCACCGCGUACUACCGCUGCUACAAUGACGGCGACCUACGAGGUGCAACACCGGAACCGACCACUUCCAAGGAAACGCUCAGCUUCACCUCCUCGUUGGGAGCUACGCAGCCGCCCAUUGAUCUUUUCUCGCUGCUCGCGCUGCAGCAGUUCUGGUGGGAGGGCUGCACCUCGGUACGUUCUCUGCGCGCGUCGAUUCGGGCGCUCAACAGCGGCUUAGGUGACGUGGCGGAGGCCUGCAACAAGAGCGAGAUCCGCGACGCUCUGAACUACCUUUGCAAGUGCCUCGAGGCUAUAGCGGCGGCUUCAGAGGAGAUGAACGGCUCAUCUCGAUUGGCGCCAGCCGAUGCGGAUGCAGCCAUCGCCGCGCUGGCGCCUGAGGCGUUUGCUUCUCGUUUGCCUGCCCAUGCACCAUCGAGUGAAGCGUUGCCGUGGACUUUUCGUCCCAGAAUUUCUAUCGCCACGUCUUCACCACCAGCAGCGGAAAGCGUGCGUGGCACCGCCUGCGCUGACACAUACGAAGAGCUUCUUGUGGCACUAUCGGCUGCCGAUCGCGCAGCAGCUAGCUAUUACACGCAAAUGAACGACCUGUACGUGGAGAUGGCCGAGAAAGAGGAUGCUGUGCAGACAGCGCUGGAGGCGGUCGCGCAUCUGCAGCAACUCAUCAUAGCAGAACGCGCGGAGGCGAAGCACACGCGCCAAGCCCUACAGAGCCAAAUCAGUCUACUGUCAACGCAACUGGUCGAAAUGGCUGGUGCACCGGCCGCACAAUCACUGCAGUAG
Messenger RNA from Leishmania mexicana MHOM/GT/2001/U1103, 2115 nucleotides. RefSeq lists its product as hypothetical. NCBI's taxonomy places the organism in Eukaryota, Euglenozoa, Kinetoplastea, Trypanosomatida, Trypanosomatidae. The record is from RefSeq and is a predicted model, not a curated record. The coding region runs from base 1 to 2115 and encodes 704 amino acids. The transcript has a single exon.